This is a messenger RNA of Zingiber officinale, 1047 nucleotides long. RefSeq lists its product as uncharacterized. The coding region runs from base 69 to 956 and encodes 295 amino acids. Lineage: Eukaryota; Viridiplantae; Streptophyta; Magnoliopsida; Zingiberales; Zingiberaceae. The record is from RefSeq and is a predicted model, not a curated record. The transcript has a single exon.
UCUGCUGGACCUUUCCUUAUGUUCUCUACCGCAUUUGAGCAAACAGGUAGCCGGCAACCAGACAAGCGAUGAGACGAGAAGAAGAAGAAGAAGCAGCCGCAGCAGCCAUGAAAAAAGAAGAAGAAGAAGAAGAGAGCGUGCCUGUCGUCUCGGCUUCCCCCAGCUUCCGGGCGCCCUUCGCCGCCUUCUAUGAGUCACGGCCGCUGCCGGGGGAUGGCGGAUCGAAGGACGUCGCCGUUGACGACGACUUUGAGUUCGUAGUCAAGGACCCCGAUGCCCGCCAGGGCCUCGCCGCCGAGGAGAUCUACUCCGGCCGCCAGAUCCGCUCCCCCAUCUACCCUGUCUUCGGCCGCGCCGCCCCUGCCCUCGAAGACGGGGAACGUCUCGAGUCGCAGGUGGAUGAGGAGACCGAAGCGGUGCAAGGUACUCUCCUGCAGCUCUUAAUGGAGGACCGGGCGGAGAAUCCCGGCCUCGCCUCGUCGUCGUCUUCGUAUUCCGCUUCUUCGGGGAUGGAUGAGCUGGAGGGGAUCCCGCCGGCGAGCUACUGCGUGUGGACCCCGAGCCCGUCGGCGUCCCCGUCGCCGACACGCUGCAAGAAGAGCAGCUCCACGGGGUCGUCGCUGCGGUGGCGGCUGCGGGAUCUGGUGGUCGGACGGAGCCAGAGCGACGGGAAGGAGAAGUUUGUGUUCCUCGCCGCGGAGGAGAAGAAGGGGAGGGGAAGUCCUAGCCGCGAAACCAAGCGUCGCGAGGCGGUGGGCAAGCAGGAGAGGACCGAUGCGGGGGCGAAGAGCGUGAAGGCGGGAACGGACCUAACCACGGCGCAUCGGGUUUAUUACGGGAAAGGCGUACCGGCGGCGAGCGGUGCCGGCCGGCGAUCGUUCCUUCCGUACAAGCGGGAUUUGCUAGGCUUCUUCGCUAAUGUGAACGGGAUUACCCGGACGCACCAUCCUUUUUAAUUAUUUUUAUAUGUUUUUCGGUGUUAAUUUAAUUUUUAUAAUUUAAUUAUAUUUGAGUCUAACAACUUACGAUGCGGAAUUGGUUGUCCAA